AUAAAAUUUCUCCAUCCUCAUUCUUAUUCCUUAAUUUAAGAAAACAUAAAUCUCUCUCUUAGGUUUCCAACUUCAAAUUCAAGCUUUCUUGAAGGUCUUCAAUGGCGGUAUCCAGUAGUUUAUCGACAUCCUACGCUUUCAAUACUCUCAUUCGUGGUGGUUCCACCACCUCUUCCUCAUCGAUGUUUUGUUCUCCUUCUACGGUUAAAUUUUUUGGGAAAAAUUCCCGCCCUGGACAUUUUAAUCUUAAAUUAUCAUCUGUGAACCCUAGGUGUGAGGUUUCUUCAUUUGAAUCUUCUGUGGAUUCUAUUAGGACUUCUAGCAUUUCUGCUCUUGAAUUACUCAAAACCUCUGCUGCUGAUCGGUACACAAAAGAGAGGAGUAGCAUUGUUGCUAUUGGUCUCAGUGUUCAUACUUGUCCUGUAGAAAUGCGAGAAAAGCUUGCCAUCCCCGAAGCUGAAUGGCCACGAGCUAUUGAAGAACUAUGCAAGUUGAAUCAUAUUGAGGAGGCUGCUGUCCUUGGCACAUGCAAUAGGAUGGAGAUAUAUGUUGUUGCACUGUCUCAACAUCGCGGAGUUAAGGAGGUCACUGAAUGGAUGUCCAAGACUAGUGGAGUCCCAGUGUCGGAUAUCUGCCAGCACAGAGUUUUGCUAUACAACAGCGAAGCUACUCAGCACCUCUUUGAAGUAUCAGCAGGUCUAGACUCCUUGGUAUUGGGAGAAGGUCAGAUUCUUGCGCAAGUCAAACAUGUUACUACAGUUGGGCAGGGAGUUGAAGGCUUUGGGAGGAGUAUUAGUGGGUUGUUUAAGAAGGCUAUCACCGUUGGCAAACGUGUGCGGACUGAGACAAGCAUAGCUGCAGGUGCCGUUUCUGUGAGUUCAGCGGCUGUGGAGUUGGCCUUGAUGAAACUUCCUGCAGCUUCCCAUUCCAGUGCAAGAAUGUUAGUGAUUGGGGCUGGUAAAAUGGGCAAGCUUGUGAUUAAGCACUUAGCUUCGAAAGGGUGCAAAAAGAUGAUAGUAGUUAAUCGGAGUGAGGAGAGAGUUGCUGCUAUUCGUGAGGAAUUGCCGGGCGUAGAAAUCAUUUACAAACCUCUCACUGAAAUGCUUGCCUGUGCUGCUGAAGCUGAUGUUAUCUUCACUAGCACAGCCUCAGAUAGUCCGCUAUUUUUGAAAGAGGAUGUACAGACUCUCCCCCUUGUAGGCUCAGAAGAGGGAGGUGUUAGGCAUUUUGUUGACAUUUCUGUUCCAAGGAAUGUUGAGUCAUGCGUCUCCGAGCUUGAAAACGUGAAAGUAUACAAUGUCGACGAUCUCAAGGAAGUGGUAGCUGCUAAUAAGGAGGACCGUUUAAGGAAAGCAAUGGAAGCUCACACUAUCAUUGCUGAGGAAGUCAAAGAUUUUCAAUCUUGGAGGGAUUCCCUGGAAACAGUCCCAACCAUUAAAAAACUGAGAGAAUAUGCUGAUCAACUAAGAGUCGUAGAGCUUGAAAAAUGUUUGAAAAAGAUUAAUAAUCUUUCGAAAAAAGAGAAGGCAGCGAUUGAGGGCCUUAGUAAGGGGCUUAUGAACAAGCUACUGCAUGGUCCGAUGCAGCACCUUCGUUGUGAUGAGAGUGAAGGCAGAUCACUGAGUCAGACUAUUGAGAAUAUGCACGCAUUGAAUAGAAUUUUUGGUCUGGAGACCGAUGUCUCUGUAAUGGAGCAGAAAGUUAGAGCUAAACUGGAUCAAAUCCAGAAUUAAUAUAUUAUGCAGAAAUUUCUUCAGUGUACUAUAUUCCCACAUUCGAUAAUAAGGGGAGAGGUUCGUCAAGUUAUCAGGAAAAAUGUCAAUACUAACCAGGAAGGAAACCCAAGGGUUUCAUAAUUCAUUCAAUUCAUUGAUUUUUUUGUUCCUUUAAUUCUUUUUAACAUUGAAAUCGGAUUUCAUAUAACCGUAUACUCGUUAAUUUAUCCGGCUAUUCAAGGAUCCCAAGGAUGAGAUCUUUUUGGCUGUGUAGGAUUUAGUAGACAGUUCAAGUGUGUAUCUAGGUUUUGUAAUUAAUGUAUACUGAUUGUACUUGGUGGCUCUAGAAUUGUUCCACCCUUAAUGUAUAGUGCAGAAUUGUUCUUGGGAUUGUUCAACAUAGCAGAUAGUUUUUUUGAUAACUAAAAAUAAAUUUUACAAAUUACGAUCAAUUGAUUACUUCACAUCAUAAAGUACAGUAAUAUUUUUCAUGGGCAUUU
Amaranthus tricolor (Joseph's coat) is the source of this 2215-nucleotide messenger RNA. RefSeq names its product glutamyl-tRNA reductase 1, chloroplastic-like. Bases 102 to 1733 code for a protein of 543 amino acids. The transcript is spliced from 3 exons. Gene Ontology annotation, molecular function: NADP binding; glutamyl-tRNA reductase (NADP+) activity. Lineage: Eukaryota; Viridiplantae; Streptophyta; Magnoliopsida; Caryophyllales; Amaranthaceae. Gene Ontology annotation, biological process: tetrapyrrole biosynthetic process. The record is from RefSeq and is a predicted model, not a curated record.